Molecule: messenger RNA, 369 nt
Organism: Encephalitozoon intestinalis ATCC 50506
Lineage: Eukaryota; Fungi; Microsporidia; Unikaryonidae
Product: 60S ribosomal protein L35
Exons: 1
Coding region: 1-369 (122 amino acids)
Biological process (GO): translation; maturation of LSU-rRNA from tricistronic rRNA transcript (SSU-rRNA, 5.8S rRNA, LSU-rRNA)
Cellular component (GO): ribosome; cytosolic large ribosomal subunit
Molecular function (GO): mRNA binding; structural constituent of ribosome
Source: RefSeq, a predicted model, not a curated record
AUGAAGAUCGAGGCAUCCGAGCUCAGGCAGCUGAGUGUUGAGCAGCUCGAGGAGAAGGCCAGGGAGAUCAAGGCCGACCUGGCAGCCCUCCGCCAGAAGAAGAACAGUGGAGAUGUCGGAGAGGACGACAUCAAGACAACCAGGAAGAAUCUGGCUCGUCUGCUCACCAUCCGCCGCGAGAAGAUUCUUGAGAAGCUGGUCGACGAGUACAAGGGGAUUCCUGUCCACAAGCUCCCAAACAUCCUCAGGCCCAGGCUCAACAGGGCAAAGAGACAGGCCCUCACAAAGCACCAGCUCAGGAGGAAAACAGCAAGACAGAGAGCCAAAGAGCGUAAAUUCCCGAAAGUCAUAUUUGCCUAUAAUGAAUAA